Messenger RNA from Phyllotreta striolata, 576 nucleotides. The record is from the annotation of a GenBank genome assembly. Lineage: Eukaryota; Metazoa; Arthropoda; Insecta; Coleoptera; Chrysomelidae.
GCACGCAGUAUCGCCAUCUAGGAGAUUUACUUGACGUUAUUUCUUUUUAUUUCUAUAAUAGCAAGUCGGUAUGGCAGACGCAGUGGCUAAAAAACCGAAGGCUGAGAAAAAGGCCGUGAAGGAAGGUGCUCCUGCAAGUGAUAAGCCUUCUAUCAAAAAACGCCCAUUAAAAAGGCACGGCCGCUUAUAUGCCAAAGCCAUUUUCACCGGUUACAAAAGGGGUCUCCGUAACCAACGUGAAAACACCGCUUUAUUAAAUGUGGAGGGCACCUCGUCGAAAUCUGAUAGCUGGUUUUACGUAGGAAAGAAGUGUGUUUACGUUUACAAAGCUAAAAACAAGACGUGCGUUCCUGGCAAGCCCAAAUCCGUGAAAUCGAAAGUUAGGGCUAUCUGGGGCAAAGUUACCAGGCCACAUGGUACUCGCGGAGCCGUAAGAGCGAAGUUUAAGAGAAAUCUGCCUGCCAAGGCUAUGGGACACCGUAUUCGCAUUAUGUUGUAUCCAUCUAAAAUAUAAGUUAUAAGGCAUAAGAAAAAUAUGUAAAUUUGUUUUUUCAAUAAAACAGUUAUUGAACUUUU